Messenger RNA from Hibiscus syriacus, 453 nucleotides. RefSeq names its product plastid division protein PDV2-like. NCBI's taxonomy places the organism in Eukaryota, Viridiplantae, Streptophyta, Magnoliopsida, Malvales, Malvaceae. Gene Ontology annotation, biological process: chloroplast fission. The transcript has a single exon. The record is from RefSeq and is a predicted model, not a curated record. The coding region runs from base 1 to 453 and encodes 150 amino acids.
AUGGAAGUGAUUCUCGAGGCUUCUGCUUUCUUUAGUGAAACAGUGGAGAAUAACAGGGACCUCCUCCUUCCCCCAUAUCCGAGUUACCCCCCACGAUCCAUGGUUUUGGAUAACAGCUCAUUGUCACACUUACAGUCAACAUACAAGUAUUUUCCAAAUGGGAUUUCCACCAGCGACCCUACGAAUGAAGCAAAGAACCCGAGACAAAAUGGCAAGCAAGACGAGUCCAAAAGCUUGAGGAAAGGAUUCGGCCACUUAAUAAGUUCGGCAGUGAAGACUUGGCUUCCCCUUGUUGGUGUAAUGUACAUAUUAAGCCUGUCCAAUUUCAUGCCGAACAUCGGGAAACGAAACCAUGUCAAGAUUUUUGGCAUGAGUCAUCAACGUGCGACUGAAGGGAAGAAGUCAAAUGCUCUAUGCCCACCUGGGAAAGUCCUGGUAAUGGAGGACGGAUAA